AAGAUAAAUUGAUGCUGUCCCAUCACCAGUCAUACUUCAUCACCGCCAUCGCCCUCACUCAUCCUUGGAUUAACUCUUCGAGAAGGAGCCCCAUUUAUAGACACAAUCACUUUGUCUAUUAUACAGCUUUGUACGAGUUUACGCCUUUUACGAUCUUGACGGCUAGUUACAGAUUACGGUCUGUGAUUUACUUAAUAUCGAGUUCGUCAAAAAAGUAUCAAUUCAACAAACGCUAUAUACAACCGCACAUUGCCCUGGAAGGCAGUGUCACGACAAUCUACUAUAUUCCUCGACCAACUGUGCCAUCAUGAUCACGAAGAACAUCUUCCUCGUCGGUGCCCUGCUGGCCUCUUCCGUCUGCGGGCACAUGCAGAUGAGCAAACCCUAUCCCAUUCGCAGUCCACUAAACCCGAACGGAGGCCAAAACAAGGAUUAUUCCUACACGAAUCCUCUGUCAUCCUCCGGCUCUGACUAUCCUUGCAAAGGGUAUGCCAAUGAUCCUUUCCAGUCAGUCGCCAAUUACACAGCUGGAUCUCAGUAUGACUUGGAGCUCACUGGUAGCGCUACCCACGGUGGUGGCUCUUGCCAGCUGUCGCUGUCCUACGACAAGGGCAAAUCGUUCAAGGUGAUCAAAUCCAUGGAGGGAGGAUGCCCUAUCACCAAGAAAUACGACUUCAAGAUCCCCUCCGAUGCCCCCAGCGGAGAGGCUCUGUUGGCUUGGACGUGGUUCAACAAAAUCGGUAACCGUGAGAUGUACAUGAACUGCGCACAGGUUACUAUCCAGGGUUCGUCCUCCUCAAAACGCUCGCAUGCCCGCGAUCUCCGCGCCAAGAAGCUCGCUGCUCGCACUUCUUUUGACAGUCUGCCCCCGAUCUUUUUGGCCAACAUCAACGCUGAGGGCCAGUGCACUACCACUGCGAGUGAGGAGGUCAACUUCCCGCUACCUGGAGACGAUGUCCAGGGCACUGUGUCUGGAAAGGGUUACACCUGCAAGGGAACUGCUCCAUUCCUUGGAAGCUCGUCCAGCUCGUCCAGUUCUAGCUCCAGCUCAUCGGACAGCUCUUCCACCACUUCGAGUUCUUCGAGCCCCAGCAGCUCUGCCUCUCCGUCGUCGUCCUCCAGUUCUUCUGGUUCUUCAAGCUCGUCUCCUGCCUCGGCGAAGGUCGUUCCCACGCCCGUCCCGACUCCCUCAUCUUCUGCGGUUUCCCAAGCUCCGGCUAGUGGCUCAUGCACCUCUGGAGGCAUUGUGUGCUCUGGUGAUGGAAAAUCCUUCUUCAUGUGCGACCACAACGGCCUCAAAUCGAUGGGUAGCGUGGCUGCGGGCACGAAAUGCAAGAACGGUGCCAUUAUGGCCGUCUAAACUUCCACUGCGACCCGGCCCAUAUUAUCGCUCAACACUGCCUAAUCGCAGGCAUGUUUCUCGCCUCAGAUCUAUCCUGACGCACGUCUUCCCCUCAGGCCUUGCUGGUCCAUGGUCUUUCUCUACUUAUAACGCAGCUGCCUGGAGCAAGCUACCAUUAUAUGAUGUCACGCACCGUUCUCGCUUCCCUUUUUUUUGCAAAUUCCCCCCUUUUCAUGGAAUAGCCUGUUGUUUUCACACAUGCACAGUUGUGAAAGUUCCUUUUGGUUCUGAGUGACGUUUAAAUGAGUCCCAAACACUUUUCUUGUACGUUCUAUGUGACGAUGUCGGCGAGCAGUCUGUUUAUUCCAUUUUCUCCUGCGAAUUUUUUAGUAGCUUAGCUUAGAUAGUAGGUAGUUUAGAACAUGUCCAAAAAUUAAUGACAACUUAUUUUCUCUCAAGA
Messenger RNA from Paecilomyces variotii, 1802 nucleotides. RefSeq lists its product as hypothetical. The record is from RefSeq and is a predicted model, not a curated record. The coding region runs from base 308 to 1360 and encodes 350 amino acids. The transcript is spliced from 2 exons. NCBI's taxonomy places the organism in Eukaryota, Fungi, Ascomycota, Eurotiomycetes, Eurotiales, Thermoascaceae.